Molecule: messenger RNA, 1402 nt
Organism: Poecilia latipinna (sailfin molly)
Lineage: Eukaryota; Metazoa; Chordata; Actinopteri; Cyprinodontiformes; Poeciliidae
Product: GTPase HRas
Exons: 6
Coding region: 334-903 (189 amino acids)
Biological process (GO): signal transduction
Cellular component (GO): membrane
Molecular function (GO): GTPase activity; GTP binding
Source: RefSeq, a predicted model, not a curated record
GAGCUGGGCGUGGGCUCUGUACUCCUCAUCUCCUUUGCUCCGCUCUCACUGUGGAAGCACAUUGUUCUACGCGGGCUCAUCAUACUGAAAACCAGUGAUUCUUUUCCCUGCGUAUUACCUACUGAAAAAUAAAUCAGCUACUAAAUUGGCAAAUAAAGGAUAUUGGUAACCCGAAGAGACGUUUGGACAGAUCUCAGGAACAUUUUGUUUUUCCAUCUAACUGUGGCAACGGAAUUGAAAGAUUUCUUUCUUCCUCUGCGACUGACGAAACAUCGCUUUUGUCGGUAAUUAGACCCCUGCUCGUUCGUCGCGUUGUGGACGGCAGCGGCAAACAUGACGGAGUACAAGCUGGUGGUGGUGGGAGCUGGAGGCGUGGGCAAGAGUGCGCUCACCAUCCAGCUCAUCCAGAACCACUUUGUGGAUGAAUAUGACCCUACCAUAGAGGACUCCUACCGGAAGCAAGUGGUGAUCGACGGGGAGACAUGCUUGCUGGACAUCCUGGACACUGCAGGUCAGGAGGAGUACAGCGCCAUGAGGGAUCAGUAUAUGAGAACAGGAGAGGGCUUCCUCUGCGUCUUUGCCAUCAACAACACCAAUUCUUUUGAGGACAUUCUCCAGUACAGAGAACAGAUCAAGCGCGUGAAAGACUCUGAUGAUGUACCCAUGGUGCUUGUGGGAAACAAAUGUGACCUCCCAGCACGCACAGUGGACACAAGGCAAGCCCAGGAGCUUGCUCGCUCCUACGGGAUCCCUUACAUUGAGACCUCGGCUAAGACACGACAGGGAGUGGAGGAUGCCUUCUACACACUGGUGAGGGAAAUAAGGCAGCACAAGCUGAGGAAGCUGAACCCACCUGAUGAGAGCGGCCAGGACUGUAUGAGUUGCAGAUGUGUGGUAUCGUGAUGCAGCUCUCCAUUUACAUGUUGAGGAGAAAUGCUGCGGCAUAAAGUCGAGAAGUGACGGAUUAAACAACCUAAAGAUGACACAUGAACUUUAACUAAAGGAUGAUGACUGAAGUGAAAGCUCAUAAAGGAAACCAACACGGCUGACUGAACCAUAGACUCUUAUGAAAAAGAGGAUUUUUUUUUUGGACUGUUGCCCGAGUGGCUGGCUGAACUGGAUUGGUCCCAUCUCCUAAUUUCUUACCCCUUUUUUUGUUUUGUUUUGGUCUGCAUCGACCUGUGAGCAACACCACUAACGACUUGGAACAAGCUGUGUUGCUCCACGUUUCUCUUGCUAACUUAUUGUUUUCAGUCUCGACACUGGUUGUGAAGAGGGGGUGUUUCCUACUCCCUCCCUCUUGCCUUGAAACCUAAUCCCCCUCUCCCUACAGAGCCUCUGGAAGUACUGACUGACUUUCAUUUGGGAAAACAACUGGAAAGAACUUUUACUUUUUCUUGUC